This is a messenger RNA of Sphenostylis stenocarpa, 1029 nucleotides long. Lineage: Eukaryota; Viridiplantae; Streptophyta; Magnoliopsida; Fabales; Fabaceae. The record is from the annotation of a GenBank genome assembly.
AUGGCGGAUCUCAAGUCUACAUUCUUGAACGUCUAUUCCGUUCUCAAAUCCGAACUCCUCCACGACCCCGCUUUCGAGUUCUCCGAUGACGCUCGCCAAUGGGUCGACCGGAUGCUGGACUACAAUGUGCCAGGAGGAAAGUUGAACCGGGGACUGUCAGUCAUUGACAGCUACAGAUUGUUGAAAGAAGGACAAGCAUUAAAUGAUGACGAAAUUUUCCUUGCCAGUGCUCUUGGUUGGUGUAUUGAAUGGCUUCAGGCAUAUUUUCUUGUUCUCGAUGACAUUAUGGAUAAUUCUCACACACGUAGGGGUCAGCCAUGCUGGUAUAGAGUGCCCAAGGUUGGAAUGAUUGCAGCAAAUGAUGGAGUUUUACUAAGAAACCAUAUUUCACGUAUUCUUAAGAAACAUUUCAGGGGAAAGCCAUAUUAUGUUGAUCUUCUUGAUUUGUUUAAUGAGGUUGAGUUCCAGACUGCUUCAGGACAGAUGAUAGAUCUGAUCACCACACUGCAAGGAGAGAAAGACCUGUCCAAAUACACAUUAACACUGCAUCGGCGUAUUGUUCAGUAUAAGACUGCUUAUUAUUCAUUUUACCUCCCAGUUGCAUGUGCAUUGCUCAUGGCGGGUGAGAAUCUGGAUAACCAUGUUGAUGUAAAGAACAUUCUUGUUGAGAUGGGAACAUACUUUCAAGUACAGGAUGAUUAUUUGGAUUGUUUUGGGGAUCCUCAAACAGUUGGAAAGAUAGGUACAGAUAUUGAAGAUUUUAAAUGUUCUUGGUUAGUUGUUAAAGCAUUGGAACUUAGCAAUGAACAACAAAAGAAAGUUCUAUAUGACAACUACGGGAAGCCAGAUGCAGAAAAUGUUGCUAAAGUAAAGGCCCUGUAUAACGAGCUUAAUCUUCAGGGUGUAUUUGAGAAGUAUGAGAGCGGGAGCUAUGAGAAGCUUGUAACCUCCAUUGAAGCACAUCCUAGCAAAGCAGUUCAAGCUGUAUUGAAGUCCUUUUUGGCUAAAAUUUACAAAAGGCAGAAGUAG